UGCCUAGCUGAGUCCCAUUCUGUGCAUCAUGAAGAAGCAACCAUUCAAGAUCAGGCUCCAGUUUGUGUUGAAGAUUAUAAUGAAAAGGAUGAGGAUGAAACUCAACCUAUAGAAUAUAUGAGCAUCAGCCCAUCCCCAAAUAAUGUCUCUGAUGAUGAAAUACAGUUCAAAGAUUCUAUGCCAAGUUCUAGAAAACAUCGGAACAUUAGUGAGCAACCUGAAGAGGUGUGGAGAAAGCAGUUGAUUAUUUGUAUAUAUUUAUGUUCAAUUUUGCAACUUAUAAGUUAAGUAAUGAUUGGCAACUUUCAGAUGAACUAUUGAUCAGUCCUUUAAUGUACGUUAUUAAUUCAGUUUUUCUAUCUCACUUAUCAGUGCUUUAUCAUUAAUAUUCAUUGUAAAUUAAUGUUAAAAAAACUACAUUGUUUUCUUUAAACUUAUGUGAAAUGGCAGUUUUAUCAGUAAAUAAUUUUUUUCUUGGAACACGGUACUUUUCAGCAUUGUUAGCAUAUUUUAACAUUCUGACAUUGAUAAAGAAAGUUUUGUGAUCAGUAGUUUAAACUAAUGAGAAAAUUUUUAACAAUUUAAUUUAAAUUUAAACAUACAAAUUUUACAAAUUUAAAAUUUGAUUUUAACCAAUUUUUCAUAGUUAACCACUAUAUUCACUCAUAAAGAACAGGAUGUGAAUGUGGCCUAAGUUUGAAAAAGGUGGCCCAACAAUACAGAGACAUAUUAAUGAGACAGCAUCAAGUAAAAUGGUUAUGCUGUCUGUUGUUAGAAUAAGUUUGCCAUUUGACUAAGGGCCUUGGUGUAUUUUCCAACCGGAUACAUAAUGGACAUUGCUUGGCAGAGCCAGAUAUGCAAGCCAUAUGAUGUUUUGUGGAGCAUUUAUGGCCAUGGCAUACCAGUCUAUAUAUCCCUUAAUUGAAAAUACCAAGAAACAAGGUAUCUGUGAGUAAAAUAUUUUCUAAUGAAUUCAUAUCAGGUAUUGAAUCCUUCACCUCAAGGUAGCCCUGAGGUGUAUCAAAUGGAUACUGAUGAGGAAGAAACUCAGCCUUAUGAAUCCCCCAAAAAGUAAGUUCUUGAUGAGUUGUGUUAAAAAAAAAAAUGAAUUAAGUUAUUAAUAAUAAAAAAAUUAAUGUUAUUUUAUUCACAUCAGUAUUUUCAAAAGUAAUUACAAAGUUUUGUAAGCUUUGAUUUCAAAUUUAUAUCAUCAACUGACAUCUUGUAAAUCAAGAUUUAGAAUAAAAUUACUUCACCAUCAAUGUAUGUCCCAAAAGUUACAUGUGCUAGAACAGCAGUUCUCAACCCCUGGGUCGUGACCCCCUUGGGGGUCGCACGACACUUUCCCAGUGGUCACCUAAGACCAUCUGAAAACACAUAUCCUCACAGCUAUGAAGUAGCAAUGAAAACAAUAGUGUGGCUGAGGGUCGCCACGACACGAGAAACUGUAUUAAAGGGUCGUGGCAUUAGGAAGGUUGAGAACCACUGUGCUAGAAGGUAGACAUUGAGAAGUUAUAAAUCGGCAGUUAUAAAGAUCUAGAGCAUCACUUGUUAUUACAUAGCAGCAUACAUUAGGUAAGGUUAUACUAUUUUUAUACCUAUCAAAAAUUGCAUAAGUUGUUCCUCUAGAUUUGUCCACUGACGGUGCUGAUACAUUUAACACGCUAUAAAUGAUCAUGUUGACAGAUCACCUUAUCUCACCCAAGGAGUUUUGAAGUCACCAACAGUUGUUCCAGAGUCCCAGUCUGUUCAGAGCAGCCCAGCCAGUGUUGUCAUGAUGGGCGAUAGUCAUGACCUUGAUGAAGACUUGCACCCUGGGCCAAAAGUAAACACUAGACAAGACUCUGUUUUACAUCAGGUACAUUAUCUCAUAAUCAAAUAUGAAGUUAAAUUUUAUUUAAAGCAUCAAUAAUUUUUGUUGCUGUUGUAAAAAGAGAAAGUGUAGGCAUCCCACCGAUGAUAAAAACUCGACACCUUCCUUUAUUAUUAGUGAAUGUUGUUCCAAGGCAGCCUUUUCAUCCAUGCCAGCAUAAAACAAACCAUAGAAGUAAACUGCAAUCCCUUUUAAAGGGCAACGAUUCAUUCCCCAGCACGGAAUGAGGACUUGUUAAGGUCAUAAAGUGUAUUCUGAUGUAUGAGAUUUCUUAUACACCUUUACAUUGGUGUGUUACUAAUAAAACACCCAAGAAACCCAUCCACAGUACAAUGAGCCACCAGACAAGGGGCAGUGAAGAAAAACAAAAUGUAAAUUUUUGUGUGUGUUAAAUCUCAGCAAUCAAAUUAGUGUUCAGAGGGCACAAGAAGUAGGAAAAUUAUGUUUGCACUUAGUUCAAAAGAAUUUAAUGAAUUAAAGGACAGUUACAUAUUGCAAACAGCUUUGGAAUUAGAUGUAUCUGUAAUAAUCACUUAGCAGCACAGUCAUUGGUAAGAUUUAUUCAAUUGCAAAUGAAAAUAUAAAGAUAUUUUACUUCUAGAAAGAUGUUCAACAUCAGAGCAACCUUAUCAGGACCUAUCCGUAA
Molecule: messenger RNA, 2519 nt
Organism: Lymnaea stagnalis (great pond snail)
Lineage: Eukaryota; Metazoa; Mollusca; Gastropoda; Lymnaeidae
Source: the annotation of a GenBank genome assembly